AUGGCUUCUAAUCCCCCAGGUAAAUGUUGUUUCCAAGGUUUCAAACAUGAGGGCAAACCUAUUGGUGAAACCAAAGAAUUAUACGGUGUCAACACCUAUAUUACAGGUCAAAGCUCCAGUUCCGAUAAAGUAAUCGUUAUUGCUUCAGAUGUCUAUGGUUUGAAGUUGGUUAACACCAAAUUGGUUGCUGAUAAAUUUGCUAACGCUGGUUAUAAAGUUUACAUCCCAGAUAUUUUAUUCGAUGAUGCUAUCGAUGUCGACGUAAAUGUACAAGAUGGUUCUUUCGACCUUCAAAGUUGGUUACCAAGACAUACUCCUGAAGCCACAAGAGCUAUAUUUGAAAAAUUCUUGAAAGGUUUAACUGCUGAACAUUCUCCAAAGUUUUUAGGUUUGAUCGGUUAUUGUUUUGGUGCAAAAUUUGCUGUUCAACAAAUUAACAAAACAAAUGGUAUUGCAAAUGCUAUUGCUAUUGCACACCCUUCAUUUGUCUCCAUUGAAGAAGUUAACGAUAUUGAUGUUAAUAAACCAAUCUUAAUCUCUGCUGCUGAGAAUGAUGAAAUUUUCAAUGAAGAAGGCAGGCAUUUAACUGAAGCCAAAUUGAAGGAAAAUGGUAAUAUUUACCAACUAGAUCUAUUUAGUAAAACUUACCAUGGUUACGCUGUUAGAGGUGAUAUUAAAGUCCCUGCAAUUAAAUAUGCCAUUGAAAAAACUUUCUUAGAUCAAUUGUAUUGGUUCAACUACCAUUCUGAAAAAUAA
Messenger RNA from Vanderwaltozyma polyspora DSM 70294, 756 nucleotides. RefSeq lists its product as uncharacterized. Bases 1 to 756 code for a protein of 251 amino acids. The transcript has a single exon. The record is from RefSeq and is a predicted model, not a curated record. Gene Ontology annotation, molecular function: hydrolase activity. NCBI's taxonomy places the organism in Eukaryota, Fungi, Ascomycota, Saccharomycetes, Saccharomycetales, Saccharomycetaceae.